This is a messenger RNA of Knipowitschia caucasica, 1356 nucleotides long. The record is from the annotation of a GenBank genome assembly. NCBI's taxonomy places the organism in Eukaryota, Metazoa, Chordata, Actinopteri, Gobiiformes, Gobiidae.
AUGGUUGAGAAGUAUGAGUCCAUGCCCCAAAUCAUGCAGAUAUCUCAGCGUCUCACAGAUCUCCACUUUGGUGAUAAACUGACACUAAACUGCACAGCUCAAGGAGAGCCUACUCCUAGGAUCAUGUGGAGGCUGCCCUCUAAAGCUUUGGUGGACCACUGGCACAGAAUGGGAAGCCGAAUCCACGUCCUUGAAAAUGGCACACUAAUAAUUAACUCUGUGAGUGAUAAAGAUGCCGGAGAAUAUCUCUGUGUGGCACGGAACAUAAUUGGCGAUGACCUUCAGCUUUUAACGGUCAGGGUUUCAAUGAAGCCAGCCAAGAUAGAAAGAAAGCUUCAUGACAAAAAGCAGGUGACUUUUGGGAAGGACCUUAAGGUGGACUGCAAAGCCUCUGGAGCACCAAAGCCGGAGAUUUCCUGGGGUCUCCCUGAUGGGACAGUGGUCAACAAUGUUUAUCAGUCUGACGGCAGAGGUGCAGUAGGUAGAGGAGGACGAAUGCGGCGUUAUACGCUCUUUGACAACGGAACCCUUUACCUUAAUCAGGUUAGCAUGUCCGAGGAAGGAGACUAUACCUGUUAUGCUGAGAACCAAGUGGGGAAAGAUGAAAUGCAUGUUCAUAUCACUGUGGUGACAUCAGCUCCACACAUACAUGCACCAACGUUGGCCAGGGCUAGAGUGAAGGUCAGAGGGAACGUUCGUUUGGACUGUCAUGCAGUUGGAGAACCAAAGCCCAAGAUCCUUUGGAUGCUGCCCUCCAAAGAUGUAAUAGCUGCCUCCAAUGACCGUUACUUAGUCCAUGUCAAUGGCUCUCUUGAUAUUAGAGAAGUGAAAUUUGGAGAUGUAGGGGACUACAUCUGCAUGGCUCGCAACCCUGCAGAUGGAAACCCCAGGCCCACAAUUUCAUGGACUAUUCCUGGCGGGCACACAAUGGCUCGCCCUCAGGUCUUAGGUCGCUAUCACCUUCUGGAGAAUGGUACAUUAACCAUUCAUGACACAACAGCACAUGACAAAGGAAGCUACAUGUGCAGAGCCAGGAAUGAUGCAGGAGAAGCUGUGCUCACGGUGCCGGUGGUCAUUAUUGCAUACCCCCCACGCAUCACCGCAGGACCUCCAGCCUCAGUACGAGCUAUCAGAGGUGCGCCGCUGCAGCUCCCCUGUGUGGCUGUUGGGAUUCCGAAAGCAGAAAUCACAUGGGAGCUGCCUGAUCAUACUCUGCUGUCAACAGCAGAGCAGGGCCAGCACAUAGGGAAAGUGAGCCCUGAGAGUAAACCACAGCUGGACAGUUCAUAUAGGAAGUUCCAAUCAUGGACAGAAACUCAACUUUCCCUGUCUCUCCUGGUAACAUCAGCCAGAUGA